AGUGAGGUAACUCUGAUGUACGUCUGGUUUAUUUCAGGGGAACUUGUGGUGAGCGAGACCAGCAAUGUCAGAAAAUGCAUUGCUACAGACACAAGUGCUCACGACCUCUAUGGAACCCUACUCUGUACCAACUUCAAGAUCUCUUUUAUCACAAAGGAUGUAGCACAUUUUCAGAAACUUCAGUACAGAAACCUGCUGCUGGAGGAGCAUGACAUUUCCCUUACCUGUGUGGAACAGGUUGUGGCAGUGAAUGCUGCAAAGAAGAAGAGGAAAGUUCUGGGACCCAACCAACACCUGAAGUUUAAACCCACUGAACUGAUCAUUUAUUGCAAGGAUUUCCGCAUCAUCCGGUUCUGCUUCAAUGAGUCAGAUCCACAAUCUGCCCGAAAGAUUUGCCUGGUUAUUGCACAUUACUCACAGCCCAAGGAUCUCCAGCUGCUGUUCGGGUUUGCAUAUGCCAAGGAGCAGUGCCAGAAUUCAGAUGGCGAAGUGAAUGGGGCAGACUUCAGUUGGCAGACACCCCUGUUUGAAACCUAUGCAGACUGGGACAGGGAGAUCAAACGGACAGGGGCUUCAGAGUGGAGAGUCUCUUCUGUCAACGAGCACUAUACCACCUCCACCAGCCUUCCAAAAUACUUUGUUGUUCCAUCAUCUCUGGCAGACGAAGACUUGAAGCAACUGGCUCCUUCUUUCAACGGUGCUCGGAUCCCAGUGUGGUGCUGGCAUCAUUGGACAGGCAGCUCCCUGGUUCGUAUGGCUAACAUUAAACCCGGCAUACAACUGAGAAAGCAUGACACAAGGAUCCUUAAGGCGAUCGCACAGAGUCAUCCACAGAAGAGUGAGAUCUUUAAAUCCGACCUCGAUAAGAGUUUACCAAAAGUAUCGGAGGUGCAGCUCGCUCUUGUCAGGCUAAAGCAGCUGUGCAUUAAUGAUUCAUUUGAAGAAACGGAUGAGAAGUGGCUGUCCUCAUUAGAGAACACUCGGUGGCUGGAGUAUGUCAGACUAUUUCUGAAGCACUCAGCAGAGCUGACACAGUGGAUGGAUAACAAAAAUAUCUCUGUCAUUCUCCAAGAGGAGGAGGGGCGAGACCUGAGCUGCGUGGUUGCCUCUAUCAUGCAGUUACUGCUGGAUCCUCACUUCCGCACCACUCUCGGCUUCCAGAGCCUGAUCCAGAAGGAAUGGGUUGCUGCCGGUUACCGCUUCCUGGACCGAUGUAACCACCUCCACGAUUCGGAGAAGGAUGAGUGUCCACUCUUCUUGCUCUUCCUGGAUUGUGUGUGGCAAUUACUGCAGCAGUUCCCAGCUGCCUUUGAGUUCACUGAGACCUACCUAACUGUGUUAUAUGACAGUUCGAGGAUACCCCUGUUUGGGACCUUCCUUUUCAACAGCCAACACCAACGGAUGCAGCAGAGCCAGGAUUUUGCUGCAAAUGGGAAUCUUCAGUGUGAGGGGAAGAAUCUUGAGUUUCCUUCUGUGUGGAAUUGGUCUCUGCAGUUCACAGCCAAGGAUCUGACUCUCUUCAACAACCCUCUGUACAUCGGCAAAAGUGUCAGCUGUGUGCAGAAUGGGACAAUCAAAUCCUUCAAAAGAGCCAAGAAAAGUUCUUCGUCCUCCAUCUACUCUGUGUACACCGUGAAGAAUGGGCGACUGAGUGACCAGCCUGAUUUCUUCCCACGCAAGAACUCAACGAUACAAAGACCAAGUCUUGACUUGGCAGAGCUGAAUGAGAGCCAUGAUCGACACAUGGAACGCUACUUCAGGGACUGGCUCUCAAAGCCCUUGGACCUGCAUGGACUGCUCUUGCCGUACCUCAGCAGCCCACAUACCCAGUUGUGGAGGCAGUGUUACCUCCGCUGGAUUCCUGAGGCUCAGAUCUCCAAUGGAGGCUUCAUCAGUGCAUUUCACCAGAUAGCAGUACUGGCUAACGACAUUGAAACACUCCAGCAACGCCUUCGACAGUACAGCAGUGACCCCCUGCUCUCAGACUCCCCACAGGACAAAUGCAGGAUGUACUUCCGGGCAGAGGAUUUCACUGAAACACCAGGGAUGCCAGACUAUUUCUCCUCAUCCUUUCCCUUCUCUCCCAUUGGGAAUCUAUGUCGACGCAGCAUUCUGGGAACACCACUGAGCAAAUUCCUGCUAACUGGUGCCAAAAUGUGGCCUUCUACAGAAACUCUGGCCAAUGAAGACUGACUGUCCCAGGGUGAUGGACAUUUGACACCAAAGGUCAGAAGCUAAAUCUAAUCAAACUGAAACUGAGGACCUAUGAAAAUAAUUAUCUUAAAUAUUUGCACAGAGGAAAGGAAUGAGGGAGGAACCACUUACUGUAAAGAUAGGAUGUCUCUCGGGUGUUAAAAAAUCUGCUGAAGUAACCUCUGAGCACAAUUGUAAACAUAACCUGCCUCCUUUUAGUUGGGUGAUAGUGGUUUGAGCACAAGGUUUAAAUCUGGGGCCCAGCCUAAACAAAUUCAAAGUCUGCCUGGCUAGAAUAAGUUUCUCAACAAAAGAAAUCUUGCACUAUUUGUAAACUCACUGGGUGCCUGAAAUACAAAGCAUUUUGCAGCACUAAUAUCCUCUCCCUAGUGGCCACAUGUGCCUGUACAGUUUACAUAAAUUUUAAAAAAUGCUAUUCCUGUAAAAAUUAUUGCUGUAUAUUGAAAAAGAGAAUUUCUAAUCAGGUUGAAUUUGAGUACUGUUCUGUCAAAAUUGUCUGAUCACCAUAGUCCAGAGACAUAGACUUUCUGGAGUUAUAGACCUUCAAGGAACAUUCACCUCGACGUUAUUUUAGCCAGCAGUGCCUCUCAAAGUUUUACUUCUCACAGCAGCUCAUCAAACAGCACAGUGCGUACUGGGACGUUCACAGUUAACGAAUGACACCUGAAAUACAGAACUUUGAACAUUUAACACCAGAGCUUAAGCACUCCAGGAUUGUUCCCAUGACCCUAUGCACUCUGACGUAACACCAUCCCCAGGUACUGACCCUGAUAAACCAAUUCUCCACAAUGUACAGCCCCUGGUGUACUGAUUCUGCCCAGGGUACAGUCUCUGAUGUACCACCUCUCUCGGGGGGUACAGUCCAUAGAGGUAUCAAUUCUCCCUGGGUACAGUGCCUAGAAGUACAGACUAUCCUCACAUUUGAAGCUUAACUCUUGAAACUUUAAGUGCCUGACUUUUGAAAUUCUGACUAUUGUAAACACACUUGUGACAAUGUUUGAUGUAAUUUUUUCCAUGUUGCAUUGUAGCAGUGUGAUUGGGAAGGCAAUGCAACUCUUGAACUGACUACUAAAAGAAUUCCUGUUUGAGUGGCUGAACUUUAGAACUUACAUAGGGAAAUGGUAUCUAAACUAGCUUUUAAAGCAGUCUCAUUAAAGCAGCAAGCUCAGGCUAGCCCUUCUGUGUUGAGAAUAAUCCAGCUGCUGUUCCACAAAAUGGAUAGUAUCUGUUCAUAUGAGGAAAUCUGCAGAUGCUGGAAAUUCAAGCCACACACACAAAAUGCUGGUGGAACUCAGCAGGCCAAGCAGCAUCUAUAGGAAGAAGCACUGUCGACGUUUCGGGCCAAGACCCUUCUUCAGGACUAAAUGAAAGAAAAGAUAGAGAUUUGAAAGUAGAAGGGGGUGGGGUUAAGCUAAGAGGGUCUCACCCUCCCCCCCCCCCUUCUGCUUUCUGCAAGGAUCGCUCCCUACACAACUCCCUUGUCCAUUCAUCCCCCCCCCAUCCCUUCCCACCAAUCUCUCUCCUGGCACUUAUCCUUGUAAGUGAAACAAGUGCUACACCUGCACUUACACUUCCUUCCUCACCACCAUUUGGGGCCCCAGUCUUUCCAGGUGAGGCAACACUUCACCUGUGAGUUGGCUGGUGUGGUAUACUGCGUCCGGUGUGACCUUUUAUAUAUUGGUGAGACUCGACACAGACUGGGAGACCAUUUCGCUGAACACCUAUGCUCUGUCCGCCAGAGAACGCAGGAUCUCCCAGUGGCCACACAUUUUAAUUCCACGUCCCAUUCCCAUUCUGGUUUGAUUAUCCAUGUCCUCCUCAACUAUCAAGAUGAAGCCACACUCAGGUUGGAGGAACAACACCUUAUAUUCCAUCUGGGUAGCCUCCAGCAUGAAUGGCAUGAACAUUGAUUUCUCUAACUUCUGUUAAUGCCCCUCCUCUCCUCCUUGCCCCAUCCCUGAUUUAUUUAUUUUCCCCCCUCCUUUUUCUUCUCUCUGCCCAUCAGUCUUUGCCUGUUCUCCAUCUCCCUCUGGUGCUCCCCUCCCCCUCUCUUUCUCCCUAGGCCUCCCGUCCCAUGAUCCUUUCCUUUCUCCAGCUCUGUAGCCCUUUUGCCAAUCACUUUUCCAGCUCUUAGCUUCACCCCACCCCCUCC
Hypanus sabinus (Atlantic stingray) is the source of this 4366-nucleotide messenger RNA. RefSeq names its product myotubularin related protein 10 (gene mtmr10). NCBI's taxonomy places the organism in Eukaryota, Metazoa, Chordata, Chondrichthyes, Myliobatiformes, Dasyatidae. The transcript is spliced from 14 exons. The record is from RefSeq and is a predicted model, not a curated record. The coding region runs from base 16 to 2193 and encodes 725 amino acids.